This is a messenger RNA of Topomyia yanbarensis, 1850 nucleotides long. Its product is annotated as sodium/potassium/calcium exchanger 4-like. Lineage: Eukaryota; Metazoa; Arthropoda; Insecta; Diptera; Culicidae. The record is from RefSeq and is a predicted model, not a curated record. Bases 332 to 1807 code for a protein of 491 amino acids. The transcript is spliced from 6 exons. Gene Ontology annotation, cellular component: membrane. Gene Ontology annotation, molecular function: calcium, potassium:sodium antiporter activity; calcium channel activity. Gene Ontology annotation, biological process: intracellular calcium ion homeostasis; calcium ion transmembrane transport.
UCGUCAUUCGGUUGUAGCUAAUAACAUGUUCCUCUAUUUUUGUCACACAUUUUUCAAACCCGUAAACAACAACUGUGUUUACAUGUCAGUAGGAACACUUGCAUCAACUCAGAAAUGGAAGGUUAGAGUUGUGAUUUGAUGUCACAAGAUCUAGUUCAUUGCUUAAAUUUGACAAAUGUGGCCGUGAUUAGUUAAACCUCAAUUAUAAAGUUUUUUGCAACCGGUGGAAUUUUGCAAAGAGGAGCUCCUAAAUAUUUGGCGAGUGUUGUAGCUUUCAUAAUGAACAACUAUAGGAGUUCCAGCACAGAACGUCAUUUUUAAAAAUCAUCUGAUGCAAAAUGGAUCAACCGACAUUGAAUUUUCCCGCCCGGAUAAUCGAGACAACAUCCAGUUCAUUCCAGGGACAAAUGAAUCUCUGACGCCGAUGGUGUGCGUCCUGACCACAUCCAUGGAUGAUCUACCGCCGGAUAUUUUCACAAAAACUGAACGACUAAAUGGUGCCAUUGCAAUCCAUUUCUUCGCGGCAAUAUAUUUUUUUACAAUUUUAGCAUACAUAUGUAGUGAGUACUUCCUUCCUUCGGUGGAGUGUAUUUGUGAAGAUCUACAUCUUUCGGAGGAUGUGGCAGCCGCAACUUUUAUGGCUACAGCAACGUCAAUGCCGGAGUUUUUCACCAAUACCAUUAGCACGUUGGUAGUAGACUCGGACAUGGGUCUCGGAACGAUAAUGGGAUCAAUGUUAUUCAAUACCCUGGGAGUGGCGGCUUUGGUUGGAUUGCUUACCAAAAGCCACGUUCAACUGGAAUGGUGGCCACUGACCAGGGACUCAGUGAUUGUGUUGAUCACGACAAGUGCUCUCGUAGGCUGUCUUUGGGACGAUCGUGUCUAUUGGUAUGAAUCAGCAGUAUUUGUCAUAAUGUACGUUCUGUACUUUCUGGUGAUGUUCCAAAAUGAUCGAAUGAAACGGAUUGCAGUUGAUCUGAUUGAAACACGCUGGAAUCUUUGCACUAGAAUGCAACCUGCUGUGAGUGAUGAGUUCAUAGAACAUAAAUCUUGCCGAAAGUAUUCAAUAGCAGUCCUAGGUGAAGCAAUCAAUACUACUCUGGAUGUUCCAGCUGGCGAGAAGGAAAUCUCACGCAAUUCAGACUCGAUAACUGAGUCAAUUCAAAGCACCAGCAACCGGAUGCAGCUAUUUCGAAUCUCAACGACAUCGUGGUUCAGCGUAUUUUGGUGGUUCUACACUUGGCCGUUCCGGAUACUUAUACGAGGAACCGUUCCAAAUCCUCGCUCCUUUCGGAAGCUUUACCCGUUGACAUUUUUCAUGUGUAUAGUGUGGAUCGGUGGCACAUCUUAUGUGGUGUUCUGGAUGAUGACCAUCAUUGGAAAUACUUUUGAUGUUCCGGAAACGGUAAUGGGACUAACAUUUCUUGCAUUUGGUGGAUGUAUGCCGGAAGCAGUGUCCGCGAUAACUGUGAUUAGAAAAGGAAAUGGAGCAAUGGGUGUGUCGAACUCACUGGGCGCAAACUCGCUUGCGAUCCUAUUUUCUCUGGGACUACCGUGGUUCAUUAGGAAUAUGGCAGAAGGUGGAGCGACCACUGGCGCCUAUGUCGAGAUAAAUUCGUAUGGAAUGCAGUAUUCAGUGCUUGCUAUGUUUGUUGCCGUUGCGAUACUCUACGUAGUUCUGUACCUAGCGAAGUAUACUCUGAGGAAGUUGGUCGGUUUGACCCUAGCGGUAGGCUAUUUUAUUAUUGUAGCUUUUAUGAUAUUGGUGGAGUUGGAUGUGCUGUUUCCGUCGGGAAAUAUAUGUUAAGAAAUGGAGCUACAGAGUUUAAUAAUAAAAUGUGAUAGUUAUA